AUGUCGCACCAUCUAUUCUUGUUGUCGCCAUCAGACACACCCUUGUAUAGCCUCACGCACCAGUCGACGAAACCUGUUCCAACGGUAACAUCACCCCUGGCCUCAAAUUUGCCGACGUGGUCGACAUCAGCGUUUGCGGGCACCCUGACGGCGCUGUCUGGGGCCUCGAGUGCGACGCAGCACACGACGAGCGGUGCGGUACGCGUAGGAGGCGGGCAGGACCGCCAUGUCAUCCAGAUGAUCGCGAACGCGAGCCUGGACGUGAUCGAGGACGAGAUGCACAAGCAGAAUUUGAUGUACUUGAAGUCGGUAGACAAGUUCAAUGAGUGGACGGUGUCGGCGUUUGUGACGCCUGGCAAUAUGAAGUUUGUGCUGCUGCACGAGGGAAAGAACGACGAGGGGAUCCGUGCGUUCUUCAUGGACGUGUGGGAGCUGUAUGUGAAGACGCUGGUGAAUCCGUUCCACACUGCGCAUACGACGAUCCGGAGCAGUGUGUUCGACACGCGGGUGCGAGCGUCUGCUCGCAAGUAUCUGUGA
Cyclocybe aegerita is the source of this 537-nucleotide messenger RNA. NCBI's taxonomy places the organism in Eukaryota, Fungi, Basidiomycota, Agaricomycetes, Agaricales, Hemipholiotaceae. The record is from the annotation of a GenBank genome assembly.